AUGACUGCUGCAGAUCAAGAGCAACUCAAAGUGAUAGAAGCGACGCCUGAAGACGGUUUAGAUUCCUUGCAGGCGCCAGUUGUGGACGCAAAGGACGAAACUCCAGACCAGAACCAAGCUGCCGAGCGUCAGGAAACACCCGAAGUUGUCUCAAAGGGCACAGAAGGCCUAGAUGACGAAGUCGUGGGCGAUGAUGGCAGUAUUAUAGAGGAUAACAGCCAUGUGGAGGCAGCGGAAAGGAAACGUAAGCAUAUCAGCACAGACCUAUCAGAUGACGAUAUAGAAAAAGAGUUGCACAACAAUCAGAGCCCUCAACCAUUGGUGGAAAAUAGGAUUAAUAAAGAUAGGGAUUCAAGUGCCACUCCAACGAGUAGACAGGAAUUGGAAGAAAAGCUGGAUCGUAUUUUGAAGAAACCUAAAGUGAGAAGGACGAGGAGGGAUGAAGACGAUUUGGAGCAGUAUUUGGAUGAAAAAAUUCUGAGGCUUAAAGACGAAAUGAAUAUUGCAGCUCAACUAGAUAUCGAUACGUUGAACAAGAGAAUAGAAACUGGAGAUACUUCACUGAUUGCUAUGCAAAAAGUCAAACUGUUGCCUAAAGUGGUAAGUGUACUGUCAAAGGCAAACUUAGCUGAUACCAUUUUGGACAAUAAUUUACUUCAAAGUGUUAGGAUAUGGUUAGAGCCCUUGCCUGAUGGAUCGCUACCAUCUUUUGAAAUUCAAAAAUCGCUCUUUGCAGCUUUAAAUGAUCUGCCAGUGAAAACAGAACAUCUUAAGGAGAGUGGUUUGGGAAGAGUGGUUAUCUUCUAUACAAAGUCUAAACGUGUUGAAGCUCAACUGGCCAGGUUGGCUGAAAAGUUAAUUGCAGAAUGGACAAGACCAAUUAUCGGUGCUUCGGAUAAUUAUAGAGAUAAGAGAAUCAUGCAACUAGAAUUUGAUUCUGAAAAAUUGAGGAAAAAAUCCGUCAUGGACUCUGCCAAGAAUAGGAAAAAGAAGAAAUCUAAGUCUGGUGAAGACCCCACUUCUCGCGGUUCUUCAGUACAAACUCUAUACGAACAAGCUGCCGCAAGAAGAAACAGAGCUGCUGCACCGGCACAAACUACUACUGAUUACAAGUAUGCUCCAGUUAGUAACCUUAAUACAGUACCCACGAAUGCAAGAGCUGUUGGUGUUGGUUCGACUUUAAACAACAGUGAGAUCUACAAGAGGUUGACUUCGAGAUUGAAUAAGAAGCAUAAAUAA
Saccharomyces kudriavzevii IFO 1802 is the source of this 1239-nucleotide messenger RNA. RefSeq names its product transcription factor SPN1 (gene SPN1). Lineage: Eukaryota; Fungi; Ascomycota; Saccharomycetes; Saccharomycetales; Saccharomycetaceae. The transcript has a single exon. Gene Ontology annotation, cellular component: nucleus. Bases 1 to 1239 code for a protein of 412 amino acids. The record is from RefSeq and is a predicted model, not a curated record. Gene Ontology annotation, biological process: poly(A)+ mRNA export from nucleus.